AUGAAAUUUGCUGAGAUAGCUUAUCUCUCCAACCAUGAUGUAGAUGUGCCUGUCCAAAAUCGUGAACGGGUCACUGGCCAUGUCAUCAUUGAUGGGCUAGGCCUCAAGAUGAUCAACCCCAACGAGUUCCCAGAGGCUCAGGAGUUAGAGUCUUCGGAUCUCAAGGAUCAAGACGUCAAGUCGUUCCGCAGACUGUACCCUACAUAUCAGGGAAAGCACGUGUGUAUUACCACGGAUCCAUCUAACCGAAGACAAAUGAUGUUCACUGUAAGAACAGAAGCUGAACAGAAGAUGAACAGAUAA
Molecule: messenger RNA, 303 nt
Organism: Endocarpon pusillum Z07020
Lineage: Eukaryota; Fungi; Ascomycota; Eurotiomycetes; Verrucariales; Verrucariaceae
Exons: 2
Coding region: 1-303 (100 amino acids)
Source: RefSeq, a predicted model, not a curated record